AAGCGAAGCCUAAAUCAAGCAGAAUGAACAGAAAUAAAAAACCAUAAAGCGCAGCCCAAACGCUAAUUCGUGAUUUCCAUGUGAAACGGUUGACAUUUGCAUUUGGACUCCGUAUAAAAACACUGUGGCGUCAGUUUCCAGCACAGUCUCUGUUGUUUAAGUGACUUGGCGUUACAUUAGUGCAAUCUUCAUUGUGCCUCUCGACGGAUUAAAAACGCGAUAUUCUUCGCGUACUUACAGUGAAAUUGAACUCAGAUAAAAAGGAUUACAGCGCUCUCUAUAAGGAAAGGAUGUGGUUAUUAAAGAUAUUUUCACUGUGCACUUUGCUCGCAUUAACACAUUGUGGUGUUGUUGGCCCUUUUGGUGGACCAUAUGGACCCUCUGGUCCGUAUUAUGCAGGCUAUGCCCCACAUCAUGCGGCAGUAUCAGCACCUGCUUACAUUGCUGCCGCACCUAAGCCAGCCGCACCAGAACCUUACGAUGCUGCACCAAAGUAUUCCUUUGGAUAUGAUAUAAGUGAUGGCUAUACUGGUGACUCCAAGAGUCAACAUGAAACACGUCAUGGCGAUGUGGUCAAAGGCAGUUAUUCAGUACUUGAUCCAGAUGGCACUAAGCGCACUGUUGAUUACAUUGCAGAUCCACAUAAUGGUUUCAAUGCUGUAGUACGUAAAGAGCCAGUAGCAUACAAAGCACAUGCACCAGUACCUGUACUUGCGCCAGCUCCACUACCUGCAGUUGCACCUGCACCCGCACCUGCUCCACCCUUACCACCAGUACCAAAACCCGUAGCAGCUCCACUGCCAGCUGCUCUAGCAUAUCCUGCAGCUGCAUUAAAUGCUUUACAUGCUGGCAUUCCGGCUGGUUUUCAUGCUGCUUAUCCUGCUUUGGCACAUGGUGCAUAUGGUGGACCAUUGGUCGCGGGUACUGGUCCAGGCCCAGCUUCACAUCAUGCACCGUAUUAUCAUUAACCGAUAUUAAUUAAUCUCAAAUCUCCGACUUCAAAAUUUAGCAGCAAAUGGCGACUUUUUAUAGACCAGUAGUUCGUUUCGGAUUUGUAUUUUUCUAGCGCCUAUGAUAAUAUUUAUUGGUUCAUUCGAUUGUGUGCUUUCCAACAUCCUGUGUUCCUCUCUGCUUCAUUCCAAUGGAUUAUAAUAAUUAAAUAAUUGUGUGUUGUUGUUUUCUAAGCUUAAG
Teleopsis dalmanni is the source of this 1191-nucleotide messenger RNA. It is a transcript of the gene Cpr92A, whose product is annotated as cuticle protein 7. Bases 291 to 968 code for a protein of 225 amino acids. Gene Ontology annotation, cellular component: extracellular matrix. The record is from RefSeq and is a predicted model, not a curated record. NCBI's taxonomy places the organism in Eukaryota, Metazoa, Arthropoda, Insecta, Diptera, Diopsidae. The transcript has 3 exons.